AUGUUGCCUCGCGCACAGCCCCUACGAAGACUACUUUACACCUCUACACCCCGCGCUCGACUGUCUGCGUAUCCUCCGGAGCACCGCAUCGCCCCACCUGCCCUCUCUAGCUCUACCAACCGGGUCACACGCGCAUACAUACUACAUCACAGUCCGCAGAGCACGGCGAGGGCACCUCACAAGGAGAGCGGAACCACCUUUUGGACUGUAGGAAUAGUCGCUGGAAUCGCAAUUGGCAGCGCACUGCUCGUUCCCUUUGUGCACAACUCCCCCAAACCGCAGGCAGCAAAGCAAUCCACCCCCGAUCAGUUUGAAAUCACACAUCUGACAGACUCGUACCUCGUCAUGGCGCCGAACACUCCCGCAGGGAGGCCAGGCACUCUCACAGCAGAAGAGGAUAAGAAGCUACGUGAGCUCUGGGCAAUUGUUAUGAAAGUCUUCGGUGUGGAAGUGGGGCCGGAAGCUACGAACGGCGCUGACGAGGUCGCAUCGCCCACCACAAGCGAGGCAGCAGCAGACGGCAAGAAGGACAAGAAGAAGAGCAGGCUGAAUGUGUUCAAGAGGAACAAAGGCGAGAAGGGUGCAGACGACAAGGCAUCGACUGCUUCUGGAGGCUCUACUCCCUCGGACAUCAGCAGAUUGUCCAUAUCGGCUGAUGAUGACAAGUUUGGCCAAACCGCAGAGUUCAAGGCGGCGAUAGCCAAUAUUCCCCCGGAAGAGCUGCGAAGGACCUUCUGGAGCAUGGUGAAGCAUGACCAUCCUGAUGCUCUUCUUCUUCGCUUCCUGCGCGCACGGAAAUGGGAUGUAGAGAAGGCACUUGUCAUGAUGAUUUCUACAAUGCAGUGGAGAUUGAACGAGAUGCACGUCGACGACGAUAUAAUGAAGACGGGAGAGCUCGCUGCGUUGCAGACCGCAAGCACGGAUGCCAAAGCUAAGAAGAACGCCGAUGACUUUUUGACACAGCUGCGCAUGGGCAAGAGUUAUCUGCACGGCUUGGAUAUUGAGGGGAGACCAAUGUGUUUUGUUCGUGCGAGGUUACACAAGGCCGGUGAGCAGACGGAAGAGAGUCUAGAAAGAUUCACAGUGUACACCAUUGAGACAGCGCGCAUGCUGUUGAGGCCUCCGAUUGAUACAGCCACUAUCGUCUUUGAUAUGACCGACUUUUCCAUGGCCAACAUGGACUACACACCGGUAAAAUUCAUGAUCAAGUGCUUCGAGGCAAACUAUCCGGAAUCACUUGGUACCGUCCUCGUCUACAGAGCACCCUGGGUUUUCAACGCUGUAUGGAGCAUCGUCAAGGGCUGGCUCGACCCCGUCGUCGCCGGCAAAGUACACUUCGCAAAGACGAUUGACGAACUAAGCAACUAUGUACCAAGGUCACAGAUUCCAACUGAGUUGGGCGGAGACGAAAAGUGGGAAUACAUGUACCCUGAGCCUGUACCUGGCGAGAACGACAAGAUGGCCGACGAAAAGCCCAAGCAGGAGCUGCAAAGCGAGAGGCAACAGAUCGUCGACAAGUACGAGACUACGGUGCUAGAGUGGGUACACGCGGGUGACAGCGUGCCAGCGGAGGAGAAGAGGAAAGAGAGGGAUGCCGUUGCAGAGCAGUUGAGGCAGAAUUACUGGAAGCUGGACCCGUACGUUCGAGCACGCUCGCUGUACGACCGCGCGGGCGUCCUCCUAGACGGAGGCAAGCUGGAAUUCUACGGCAAAGCACCUGAGCCUGCAGUUGCACCCGCAAAAGCAACAGAAACGAGCGCCGAUGACCUUGACUAG
Alternaria arborescens is the source of this 1776-nucleotide messenger RNA. Its product is annotated as CRAL-TRIO domain-containing protein. Bases 1 to 1776 code for a protein of 591 amino acids. Lineage: Eukaryota; Fungi; Ascomycota; Dothideomycetes; Pleosporales; Pleosporaceae. The record is from RefSeq and is a predicted model, not a curated record. The transcript has 2 exons.